CGGCCAUAGACACUGGUUAUAGUCUUCUUUUUUACUUAACAAUUUUUUCUCAAGAAGAAAUAAUUUUCGAACAAAAGGCAUGCCAGAAGGAGAGGAGGCUUCAGAUUCUACGUAGGAUUUCAGUGCCAUCCAGUUGCCGGGACUUUCCCUGGAGCCUCGUCCCCUGACCGACCUCUGAAGGCACCCCUGUUUUUGUCCCUUGAUCUUGGGGUCCCCGCGCGGCCAUGGCUCCCUCUCUGGCUACGUCCUUCUCCCGCCGCUGGUGGAUGGCGGUGACGGCGGUGAUCGAGAACCUGCUGUUCUCCGCGGUGCUGCUGGGAUGGGGCUCUCUGCUCAUCAUGCUGAAGUCAGAGGGAUUCUACUCCUACCUCUGCGUCGAACCCGGGAACGUGUCGGUGCUGAACCACAGCCAGCCUGUCUCUGCGGCAGAAGGGGAUAACCACUCGGAGCAGAGUGGCGGGGCGAGUCCCGAGGAGGAGAACCUGAAAAUGAAUGGCUGGACCAUCUGUAAGGAUCAGGACGAGAUGCUGAACCUGGCCUUCACUGUGGGAUCCUUCCUGCUGAGCGCCAUCACUCUCCCCCUGGGCAUUGUCAUGGACAAAUAUGGGCCACGUAAACUCCGUCUGCUGGGCAGUGGAAGCUUUGCCCUCUCCUGCCUGAUGAUGGCCUAUGUUUCCACUAACCCCAACGAGCUGUCAGUCCUGAUCUUCAUUGUUCUCGCACUGAAUGGUUUUGGAGGAAUGUGCAUGACCUUCACAUCUCUGACGCUGCCAAAUAUGUUUGGUGACCUCAGAUCAACUUUCAUCGCCCUCAUGAUUGGGUCCUAUGCUUCCUCUGCGGUCACCUUUCCGGGGAUAAAGGUGGUGUAUGACCUGGGCGUACCUUUCGUCACCAUCCUGCUGGUGUGGGCUGGCUGUGCCGGCCUCGUCUUCAUCAACUGCUUCUGCAACUGGCCUUUGGAACCCUUCCCUGGACCGGAGGACAUGGACUUCACAGUGAAGAUCAAGUUCAGCUGGCUGGGCUUUGAUCACAAGAUCACAGGAAAGCAGUUCUACCGGCAGGUGACCACCGUGGGCCGUCGCCUGAGCGUGGGAAACGCCAUCCAACACAGCACCAAAGACCUGGCUGCCCAGGAGGGCAACAAGCUCUGCCUCUCCACCGUCGACCUGGAGGUCAAAUGCCAGGCUCAGGAUACAUCCCCGUCGUUCAUGCAGAGUGUGUUCAGCCCCAUAUUCCUGCUGAGCCUGAUCACCAUGUGCAUCACACAGCUGCGCCUCAUCUUCUACAUGGGAGCCAUGAACAGCAUACUGGAGUCCCUGACUGAGGGAGACCUAAAUAAAGUGAGUCUCUACACCUCCAUCUUUGGAGUGCUGCAGCUCCUCUGCCUGCUGACAGCCCCUGUGAUUGGCUACAUCAUGGACUGGAAGCUGAAGGACUGUGAUGACGGAGACUCUGCUGGGGACGCGGCCAAGAACCAGGUGCAGCCCAAACGGCGAAGCAGGCAGAUCCAGAAGAUCACAAACUCCACGAGGGCCUUCCUGUUCACCAACCUGCUGCUGGUUGGCUUUGGCGUCACAUGUCUGGUGCCAAACCUGCCCAUUCAGAUUUUUUCCUUUGUCCUGCACACGAUCGUGCGAGGGUUCAUCCACUCUGCCUGCGGGGGGCUGUACGCUGCCGUAUACCCGUCCUCUCAGUUUGGCAGUUUGACCGGGAUGCAGUCCCUCAUCAGCGCGCUGUUCGCCCUCCUGCAGCAGCCCCUGUUCAUGGCCAUGAUGGGGCCCCUCGAGGGAGACCCUCUCUGGGUGAACGUGGGGCUGCUGGGGCUGAGCAUGCUGGGGUUCUGCCUGCCGCUCUACCUCCUCUGCUACAGCCGCCGGCUCACGCGGGAGAAGCGCGAGCGCGAGGAGGACCCCAAGAUGCACGUCAAGGUCUGAGGCCUUCGUACGGAGAGGAAGACGGAGAGAGGGGAACGCGCAGGGGGGGGGGGGGGGGGGCAAAGACUUUAAAUCACGGCCCUGUGAUUAUCGCUCCUCCCCCCCGCACCUGCACUCUACUCGUUCUACCAGACAUUCCUGAAAAAAAAACAACAAAAAAAACAAACGCACAGACACAGGUGUCACGUCCCACACACCCCUGCACCUUUCACGGAUGUGCAUGGAGCACAGCUCGAAUGGUGACGGAAAGCACAUCCCUUUUCACGGUCCCCAACGCCAUGGCACACACCUGUAUACACACUGUGAAAGAUGCACACCGCUCAUACGUUGGAAUUCACCUUUCCUCAACGCACACGUGCAGAGUGUUCGACCGGGGAACCUGCUGCCCCUGUUAUUGAGAGCAUCUGAGGGAAGGACUGAAGGAAUGACGGACAGAAGGAAGGAGGGAGAAGAAGGGAGAAAAUGAGAAAGGGAGUAAGGGAAUUUUUGGACAGGGUGCACCUCCGAGCUGGGCCAGGGUUUCGGCAGCCCUAAACAAAAUGUUGUUGUUGUGCACCCAAAAGAAAAAACCUGAACUGUGUGGCCCAAGGAUGGUUGUGACCUUAAAUGACUGCAUUGAGUGUUUAUGCCAGCAACCACCUCUGGUCUGCCCCCUCAGUCAUGUGUCAGGAUGCUUCUCUUCUCUGUCUCUUUUUCCUUUGUUGACCAUUUCCUGUCCUGAAAAUCACAGUAAGAACAAAAUUAAUGGCACUCAAAGACUUUCACCUUGGGAAAAGAGAAGCCAAACAAUAUGAUUCCUCUCGCAUGAUAUUAUCUUUCUCUUCCAGAAUUUUUAACACCAGUAUUUAACAUGACUAUUGCAGAGAAAGGCCUGUACCCUGAGAUUAUAGGUACCCAUAGUUUACUCAUGUUUGAGAGUGAAGAGAUUGCGAGUUUGGUGGAAUCUAGAAGAGCCCUCCUUCCUAAUGUUUUCAUUUCAUAUAUCGAUCACAGUGUUUUUUUUUAUUUUUUACUUGCAUUUAAUCUCACCUUUAAUAGCCAGAUUAUUGGAUGAGCUAUGGAAGCAGUAUUGAGGUACGCUUCAAAGUUUCAAGAUUUCUCCCUAACAUGGUGCUAAACGAUAACAAGAGUAGCAGUAAUAUUUUUUAAAUGGGAGGAAAGGAAUCACUUGCACUUUCUGUCAUAAUGUUUUCCUAAAAGACAGCAACAGGAUGUGGACCUGUGUGUGUUAAAGGCACAUUCAGAACAGAGUUCAUUCUAUUAGUCAGUUCCGCCUGGACUGAACAGCCUUUGCUGCUCUUGCACAGCCUGUAGUCUGGUCUGGUCAUGGCCGUGUCCCCCCUAAAGAAGUAGUGUCUCCCCGGACACACCAGCAGGAUGUUUUUAUGCACUGCAAUCCAUUGAUCUCGCAUUACUUGUCCUCCUUGACUUCGACGACGCCAGUUGUCCGCUUGACAAAGCUGACACACUCAUAUAUAUUUAUGUAAGUCAUGUUCAAAGUUUAAAAGGCGUACGUCGAAAGGAAGGGCAAAUGGCCUUGUGGUGAAAUUGGUUUCAGUGCUCAGUGGCCCUAUUCCUGCCGUGAGCCCUCACCUGUGUCCGUAGGAUAUCCCGUAUGUGCUCCCGUGCUCUUUGCCUGCUCUUCCUCUCAUUGAACCAAAGCCAUGGCUGCUGCUGCUGAAUGGAAUGGCUGGAUAGCAUGUUAGCUUCGCCCAGAAAGCAGGUCCUGUCGACGGGCAGAAUUGUUUAUUUAGCCUAGUUGUUUGUAGAACUGAUUGAUUUGCCAUGUUUCCGUUGAGUUGCGCUGAUGAAGAGCAGAGAGGCUGCUGGGAGUUUGGUGUCACAGACCGUGGGAUACAAGCCUGAGUGCGGACACUGUUUGUGUGUGUGUGUG
Messenger RNA from Conger conger (European conger), 3828 nucleotides. RefSeq names its product large neutral amino acids transporter small subunit 4-like. The transcript is spliced from 14 exons. Gene Ontology annotation, molecular function: L-amino acid transmembrane transporter activity; neutral L-amino acid transmembrane transporter activity. Gene Ontology annotation, biological process: neutral amino acid transport; transmembrane transport. Lineage: Eukaryota; Metazoa; Chordata; Actinopteri; Anguilliformes; Congridae. Bases 225 to 1934 code for a protein of 569 amino acids. The record is from RefSeq and is a predicted model, not a curated record.